AUGGAGCUUUCAACUGGGAUUCUUAUGCGGACAGUCAAUUUGGUCAUUCUCAUGCUCAAGAGAUGGUUAUGGACAUAUCUUUUGAGGAAGGCUGUGCGAGGUACACAGAAAAACAUCUUCGUGAAUGUGGUGGAAGAUUGUCCUCGAUGCAAAGGCACUCAAGUGGAGCCGGGUUAUAAGAAGGUUUCAUGCCCGUAUUGCAAUGGGACGGGAAUGAUAACUCAACGACUACAAGGAGGCUUCUUCUACCAAGCUUCUUGUAAUCGUUGUGGAGGUUCUGGUCACUACAACAAGGAUGGGGCUUUCAACUGGGAUUCUUAUGCGGACAGUCAAUUUGGUCAUUCUCAUGCUCAAGAGAUGGUCAUGGACAUAUCUUUUGAGGAAGCUGUGCGAGGUACCCAGAAAAACAUCUUCGUGAAUGUAGUGGAAGAUUGUCCUCGAUGUAAAGGCACUCAAGUGGAGCCGGGAUAUAAGAAGGUUUCAUGUCCGUAUUGCAAUGGGACGGGAAUGAUAACUCAACGGCUACAAGGAGGCUUCUUCUACCAAGCUUCUUGUAAUCGUUGUGGUGGUUCUGGUCAUUACAACAAGAACCCUUGCCAAGAGUGUGAAGGUCAUGGACAAAGUGUUCAGCGAAGGCAGGUUUCGUUUAGCGUCCCAGCUGGUACCAAUGACAAAGAUCGUGUGCGGUUCCAAGUUGGAAAG
This is a messenger RNA of Ostertagia ostertagi, 702 nucleotides long. Lineage: Eukaryota; Metazoa; Nematoda; Chromadorea; Rhabditida; Trichostrongylidae. The record is from the annotation of a GenBank genome assembly.